Scheffersomyces amazonensis is the source of this 2216-nucleotide messenger RNA. RefSeq lists its product as uncharacterized. Gene Ontology annotation, cellular component: nuclear pore transmembrane ring; spindle pole body. Gene Ontology annotation, biological process: spindle pole body localization; nuclear pore organization. NCBI's taxonomy places the organism in Eukaryota, Fungi, Ascomycota, Pichiomycetes, Serinales, Debaryomycetaceae. Gene Ontology annotation, molecular function: spindle pole body-nuclear membrane anchor activity. The record is from RefSeq and is a predicted model, not a curated record. The coding region runs from base 159 to 2156 and encodes 665 amino acids. The transcript has a single exon.
CUGUAAACUGAAAAAUGCUCGCUGUGGUAAUGCUCACUAAGAAAAAAACUAGACAGUGGAAAAAUGUUAGCAGCAGCUUUGAACAAUCAUCACUAUUUACUAAAGGCUAAAAAGCUCAUUGCUAGGAAUUGCUAACGAACAAUACAUUCUAUUGAUCAAUGGCAUCCACUACUCCUACUGUAGGAACCUACAGAUCUUACUUCAACAAAGUUUUAAAGAAAAGAUUGAAAUAUGUCAAUAAUAUUUCUAUCAUUGUUGCUAUAAUUUAUUCCUUAACUUUACAACUACCGUAUGGAAAAUUUUGGUGGAAUUUAUUAUUUACAAGUUUUAGAGGUCCAAUAAUAUUCUUAAGUUUAUAUCUUAUUAAACAAUCUCGAUAUAAAUUAUCAGUAGUUGAAUAUAGUGGUCAUAAAACUUUAGGAUCUCAAAUUUAUUAUAGUUUAUUUUCAUUAAAUUUCUUUAAAACUAUCAUUUUUUACUUAUUAUCAUCAUAUUUAUUAUUCUUUAUUUAUAUUUUUCAAUUACCUUUAUGGUCUCAAUAUUAUUUAGUAUCUAAAGAGUAUAGAAAAAAACCAGAAAUUAAUGAUGAAUGGGUAUUUUAUUGGUAUUAUCCAAUUAUAUUAUCAUUAUUGUAUAGUAGUCAACAUUUAAUCUUUCAAAAGAAUAGAUUAAAUUUUAAAUUCGGAGCUCAAAAUAGAGCUAAACCUGAUGAUAUAUUAUUUUCAAAAUUUCCUAAAUUAAUUGGUGGUUCAAUUGGUUUAAAUUUAAUUAUUAAUAUAUUAUCACCAUUAAUUUAUUUAAUAUUAAAACCAAUUAUUUAUAAAUCAAAUAUUUUAUUUAUAAUUAUUUUAGGUUUAGAUACUAGUAUUCCAUCAUAUAAUUUAUCCCUUAAAACUUUUAUAAGUAUUUCAUAUCUUUCAUAUCAUAUCAUUUUUGGAUGGGAAUUAUUAAAUCAUAUUUUUAAUGUUUAUGCAACUAUUGGAUGUAUUGAUGGUAAAAAAUUAAUUAGUACUUAUAGUUCUGAUCCAGUUAAUACUUUAUUAACAGGUUUAAGAAAUGUUGAACCAGAAUAUCAAUUAAGUAGAUUAACUGCAUUUCAAGAACUUGCUUAUAUUUCAUCAAGUAAUGAUCCUGAAGCUUUAAAAUUAAGAAUAGCAAUAUAUAAUGCAAGAUCAAGAAGAGGUUAUAUUUGGCCAGCUAUAUUAGAAGAAUGUUCUUUAGUUAUUAAAGAAACUACAGCUAGAAUUAAUUAUAGAUCUCCAUCUGAUUUAAAAGUAUUAAAACAACAUCAAUUAACUUUAAAGGAAGAAUUAAGAAAAUCUUCUGGUUAUUCAAAAUCUGGUGAUGAUAGUGAUAUUUUUGGAAAUUCUAUAUUUGUUUCAAGUAAUCCCCCAACUAAUUUGAAUUCAAAGACUUCAGUUAAAGAAUACAUUCAACCUCAAACUUCAAAAUCAUCAUCAUCAUCAUCAUCAUCAUCAUCAUUCGAGGCUUCAAUAUUAGGCAGUAAUUUAUACAAAAUUCUUGAAUCACAAGUUAUUAUCCCAUUGAAAUCAAUUUUUAAUUCAUUCCUUAUUGAAGAUUCUCUGUCUACCAAGAAAAAUCCAUUAAUAUCAAAUGUUAAACAAUUUAUUGAAAAGGCUUCUAUAAUAAUUAAUGAAUAUAAUCAAAAGUUUUUAUCAACAUAUGUUGGAGCAUUAUUCAGAAUUACUCUUAAAAGAGAUACUGAAUCAAGAGUUAUAAAUGCAGUUAAUUUUGGUAAUGCUAUAAUCUCUAUUUCUAAUUUAUUAAUUCAUUCAAUUGAAGAUGAUAAAAAUGGUAGUAUUACUAAUAGUCAUAUUUGUGAAAUAUUAAAUUUAUUAGAGAAACCAAUUCGAGCAUCUAAUAAUUAUAUUGAAUUUUUACCUGCAUCAAUAUAUUUUAGUGAAUAUGAGAAAUCAUUAAUUAAAGAGAAUAAAAAAAUUAUUAAUAAUAAUUUAAUUGGUAUAUUACAUGAUUUAACUAUGAAUGAAUUCUUUCAAAUAUGUGUGAAAUUUAAUUAUAAAUUAAAUGAUUUGGUUUUAAAUGCAAGAACUUAUAAACUUGCUAAAUGGGUUAUAGAUGUUGCAAUAGCUGAUCAACAGCUGCAACAACAAAAGAGGCAAAGAGUCACACCUUAGUUUACACUUAAAUAAAUUAUCAAUCAAUAAAAUCAAUAAGUAAGUAAGUAAAUAAAUAAA